CCUUUGUGCCUUUGUGCCUUUGUGCCUUGGCCUAAUCUCUUCCCACACAUCACCACAAAUUCCACACCCAUAAAAGGCCUUCCCCACUUCAAACCCCAAAAAUUUCAAUCCUCUCUCAAGGUUAUAGCUUCUUUCUCUGUGUUCAUUUUUUUCACUAAACCCACCCAACCUUGCACCCAAAAACAUUCUUUCUCUCUGCAUAUAUUUUCUUUGUUAGUUAGUUGAAUUAGGGUCAUGGGAACCCCACAAUCCAACAACUUGCCCCCAGGGUUUAGGUUCCACCCUACAGAUGAAGAGCUCAUUCUUCACUACCUUAGGAAAAAGGUAGCCUCCAUUCCUUUGCCAGUUUCCAUCAUUGCUGAGGUUGAUAUCUACAAGUGUGAUCCAUGGGAGCUACCAGCUAAGGCUGCGUUUGGGGAGAAAGAGUGGUACUUUUUCAGUCCUAGAGAUCGGAAGUACCCAAAUGGAGCGAGACCAAACAGGGCAGCAGCUUCAGGGUAUUGGAAGGCAACGGGCACUGAUAAGAACAUAGUUGCAUCAUUGGGUGGAGGAGUGAGACAACAUUUUGGUGUCAAGAAGGCUUUGGUGUUCUACAAAGGAAAACCCCCAAAGGGUGUCAAAACCAAUUGGAUCAUGCAUGAAUAUCGCCUUGUUGACACCAAUAAACCUGUUAGGGUCAAAGACGCUUCCAUGAGAUUGGAUGACUGGGUUCUGUGCCGGAUAUACAAGAAGUCCAAACACAGCCUAACUUCAAUCACAGAGGCAUCACAAACAGUGGAAGUGAAAGAGCAAGAUGAAGCGGAAGAAGAGGAGCAAAUGAAAGAAACUUUUUCUUUUUCACCACCUCUUCUUCUCCCUACUCCACAAGCCACCCUCAUAUCUCAAAAAUCUCUAUCCUUCUCCAACCUCUUGGAUGCAACAGACUUUUCCAUGCUCAGAACCAUCUUAUCUGAGAACCAUAACAACUCCACUAAUUACCCAAACACAACCUUGUUCAAUUCUGAGAAUCUGGAUCAUGAAACCCCCCAAAACUUCUACACCAACAACACUGAUAUUAACAAUAGUACCUGUUUCGUUCAGAAGAACCCUUCAGUGAUUUCAAACAUGGAUGAGAACAUGAUGUACCCUCCAAAGAAACACCAUAGUUCUUCUUAUUGCAAUUUUGCAAACACCACCCUCCAAAACCAGAACCCCCAGUGGAACUUCAUGUUCAAGCAGCCUCACAUGAAUCGCCAGCUACUUCCGGGUCCCCAAUAUCUUCAAUUUCAGUGAUAAAACCAAAACAAUGCAAGUCAAAAAAAAAAAAAAAAAAGAAAAAUAGGGGAGAAAAUAUCAAAAAACAGUAAAAUAUCUAUUAGCUCAGGGAAAGAUAACAAUUAUUUUCUUUAACUUUUUUCUUUUUUUGUUGUUGUUGAAAAUAUGGAGAAAAAGGGUUUCAUUUUAUUCGAAGUAUAUUCGUCUGAGAGGAAGUCUUGGAAUACUGAACCUGUUCAUGGAAAAAAACCAGAGAAUAGUUAGAUACGGAAUAAGAAAGAAAAGGUUUCACUAUUGAACGGUUAAAAAAAGUCCAACAAAUAGUGUACAAAAUGUUCAUUUGCACGUGUUUGGUUGGCAAAUUGGUUUUGAUCAUUAUGUGUACUUUGUAGACUUUGUAUUUGUAUUGGUUGGAUUGUGAUAUUAUUAUAUUAUUUUUCCGAUUACAUUUU
Vigna unguiculata (cowpea) is the source of this 1706-nucleotide messenger RNA. Its product is annotated as NAC domain-containing protein 1-like. Gene Ontology annotation, molecular function: DNA binding. The record is from RefSeq and is a predicted model, not a curated record. Gene Ontology annotation, biological process: regulation of DNA-templated transcription. NCBI's taxonomy places the organism in Eukaryota, Viridiplantae, Streptophyta, Magnoliopsida, Fabales, Fabaceae.